Paramecium tetraurelia is the source of this 777-nucleotide messenger RNA. RefSeq lists its product as uncharacterized. NCBI's taxonomy places the organism in Eukaryota, Ciliophora, Oligohymenophorea, Peniculida, Parameciidae. The transcript has 2 exons. The record is from RefSeq and is a predicted model, not a curated record.
AUGAAUUUGAGACUGAAAAACUCUAACUAUAUGGUUGGUAACAAUGACCUCACUAGAUUGAGAAGAGCCCGACUUAUUUAACCGAGUCAACCUGAAUCUAAGUCUUUAGCCACUGUUAAAAUGAAUUUAUCUCCAGAACUGAAACCAAAAAAAUAGAAAACCAUUCAUCACGAUAGUGUCUAGGACGAAAACAUUCUCAAUUAGAAAUAAAUGGAAAAAAGCAAAAUUUAUUAAGCCAAAUUAUAAGAAUUAUUAAGUCUGAGGAAAAGCAGUCUAACUCCAUUAUUAAAAUAAUAAAUUAAUAGGCAACAAACGAUUAUUAAGCAUUAGCCUGAUUUUCUGAAAGACCAAGAUUUAUAUGGCAGAAUCAGAAGACAAAGCAUAGAAAAUCUAUAAACCUAAGAAAAAUCAAAGAAUUUUGUCUUAAAGUCCUCUUAGGAAUGCACUCAAAAAAAAAGAAUUUAGAAUAGCCAGAAAUCAGCCAAUUAUAUCAAUGGAGCACCCAUUCUCAAUAGAAGUGUUUCGCAAUUUACCUGUCUAACUCCAAAGAAAAAGGAAAACAAUUCUUUUAGUCUUUAAUAAAAGGAAUGCAUUAAGAGGUAAAAAUUUGAAAGUCUGAUCAACCUGUUCAUCAACAUAAAUAUAGAAAAUAUAGUUAUAGCCUUCAAUUCAAUCAAAAGCAAGGCACCAAUGUUACCAUUCAUCAAAGAACUAGAAAGGAGAAAAGAAGACUUCUAGUAAAAAAGGUUUUUUAUUUAAUUAGUUAAAGCGUAAUGA